Polychytrium aggregatum is the source of this 498-nucleotide messenger RNA. RefSeq names its product putative enhancer of rudimentary. The transcript has 5 exons. Lineage: Eukaryota; Fungi; Chytridiomycota; Chytridiomycetes; Polychytriales. The coding region runs from base 13 to 324 and encodes 103 amino acids. The record is from RefSeq and is a predicted model, not a curated record.
ACCGUCGCAGCCAUGGCAACCCACACGAUCCUGCUCAUCCAGAAGAACCAAAACAAAAACUCACGCACUUACGAAGAGUUCCAGACCGUCGAUGAGGCUGCUGAAGAACUCAUUCGGAUGUACGAGGACCGCCUGAAGGAGCUCAACCCCAACCUCCGCCAGAUCCACUACGAUGUUAACGACCUCAACAAAUGGAUCGACAGCAUUCAUGACAUUUGCGGCCUUGUAUUCAACUCUGCUCGGUGCUCUUACGAGCCGCACGACCGCGAGUGGCUCAAAUCGAUCAUCCUGGUCAGUCUCAAAAAGGCUGCUGGCAUUCGAUGAUCAUGCCCGAUUGCGUCGAAUUCAUGAACUGCCUUGCUGUAUCCGGCUCGCCAGCCGUCAUGUCCAAGCGUGCUUCGCGAGCGGCACGACCUCGAUUCCGGCUGUUGCAUACGCCGACGUAGAUCAUCUGCGCAUCCACCCGCAUCGCUAAUACAUUGCUGUGCUUGGAACGUC